This is a messenger RNA of Gambusia affinis (western mosquitofish), 6358 nucleotides long. RefSeq names its product pleckstrin homology domain-containing family A member 4 (gene plekha4). The coding region runs from base 636 to 4529 and encodes 1297 amino acids. Lineage: Eukaryota; Metazoa; Chordata; Actinopteri; Cyprinodontiformes; Poeciliidae. The transcript is spliced from 24 exons. The record is from RefSeq and is a predicted model, not a curated record.
ACAAUUUUUUGUUUAUUUAGGGAUUCCCGUUCGUCUCUUCAUGGGGUUCACAUCAACGAAACUAUAACAAUAAUUUACAAACAUUCCUAAAAAGACAUAAAGACAUCUCUUGAGGCACAAAUAUAGUUAAAUUAAACACAACAUUUAAAUCAACUGCUUAAAUUACAAAAAGACAUAAGAAAAAAACCUCACCACACAAACUGUGUUCAAUCAUUUCAGAACGGAUACUGAAAAAAAGGCACAAUAACAGACUGGAAAUAUAAAUGUAAUCAUUUCAUCCGGUUGAUAUUAAAUCAUUCUCCAAGACAGAAUUUCUUUUAAAUUUACAUGAUCAACCAUCACUGUAAUUCCAGAAGGCGACAUAUUCCAAACUUUUCCAGUCAUGAUAACCUAACUUUGAUUUUUUUUUUCUUCAUUUCUGAUGAUUUUGGUAUUUAAUGGUCAGAAAUAUAAAUUUAAGAUGCAACAAUUGAAGAUUUCUGACAGACUGCACACAUGAAAAGGUAAAUAUUGACGUUUUUAUUAUAAUGAAGCUGUAAUAUUUGAUCAUUAGUUCACUAAGACAGAGAGCAGCUGUUUUAUUGUAAAUUCCUGAGCCACAAACCCACACUCAGCGAGCGGCAGAGAGGCGGUCAAUGUCAAGGCGAGAGCGCGAGGGCGGGAGGCUGAAGAAGAAGAAGAAGAAGAAGAAGGACGGGGCCCACAGAGAGUUCAGUGUUUCAGCAGCGAGGAGCUUCAGCGUAUUCACCAGCAGAGUGAGGGCUGACAGGCGGCCGGACCUGACGGGAUGCUGUGAGGAAGAACGCCAAGCGAUGGAGCUGAAAGACGGCGGCAGGCGGCCGCAGAUUCUCAGAAUGGACGACCAGGACAGAGUGAGCCAAGCGUCCAGUGUGGCUACAAUUUCUUAUUUUCCUGUCAUGAAGGAAAGUGAUGGGAAGGUGCAGACGUUUGGGAAAAGAUGUCAGGCUGCUAAAAGAGACCCCAACUGUCCCGUGGUCAUCAGGGGCUGGCUCAACAAAAAGGACAGCUCUGGUCUGAAGCUGUGGAAGAGACGGUGGUUCGUCCUCUCCAACUACUGUCUGUAUUACUACAAAGACAGCAGAGAAGAAACCGUGUUGGGAAGCAUCCCGCUGCCGAGCUACAAAAUCCUGUUCUGCACGCAGCGAGAAUGCAAGAACAGGAAGUUCACCUUCAAGGUGGUGCACCAGGGAAUGCGAUCAUAUUUCUUCAGCGCUGACACUCAGGAGGACAUGUUGGGUUGGGUUCGAGCUCUGAGCCAAUCAGCUGCGAUGGAGCCAGACACCACCAUGAACAGGCGUUGCUCGAGUUAUCAAGAUUUUACGCAGCUUGGUGGCAGCAGUGAGUCUAUGGAGUUCCCCAGAUCGCCCACGGAGGAGGAGAGUCCGGCGCAAAAACACAAGCAUGUCAGCAGAACCCUGAGCGAACCGGGUCAGCUCAGUGGGAGGGUGGGGAGGUCACAGUCAGAGCACCGGGGGAGACGGAGCGUGCAUCACCGGAACAGGAGCCCGUUACACCGAACCCCCAGCCCUCCGGAUCCAAUCAGGAGAAGAACUGCUUCAAACAGGGAGGACGACGCUUACGAUGAAACCUCAGCGCAGGCGGCCAUCGUGGGGUCAGGCUCUUUGGGUUCGAGGGGACAGCUGGGCUCCCGACCCCACACCCCGGUGGGAAGGGUCGACAUUCGACCCCACGAUGACCCCGUCACUGUGUACUACACACCUGCCUCCCCCAAGCUGGAGUUCAAAUCUGCUCCCACCACCCCGGUCACAGAGAGGUGGCAAAACCUCAGCAAGCCUGCAGCUUUAUACGGUUCUGUUCAUCACACGCCAAGUGGGAGAAGACCUUUAGCUAAGAGCCACUCCACGGGGGCAGAUUUACUGCCCCCUUUACCCCCUGCAGCGAGGGCAGCGCAUGCUUCCAACCCCUCAAAACAACCCCGUCAGCUUCACCUGCCUGUCUCUGUGCUUCCGCCAGCUCUGGCGUCUAAAUCUGACCAGAGAGAUUUGCAACCAAUACGACCUCUUGAAAGUGAUGCAGAUGAUAGCGUCCAGUGUGCGCUGGAAGUGUCCAGGCUCCAAGUGGAGGAGUGGAGGACCCAGGGGCCCCGGGCCCUGGAGGAGGCACUGACCCAGAAGGCUUUGCUACAGGAGGAGUUGGUUACAAUCCGGGCCAGAGUGUGCGACAUCUCACUGGAAAUGGAGCGAGUGUGGAGUCAGUAUGAGAGGAUGGAGAGUGAGCUGUCUGUAAUCCGCUCACACCUUCAACACAUCUCCAACUUUGGAAUGCCACAGGAGCAGAUUCAGGCUCAGAGGGAGCUGUGGAUGAUGGAGGACAUCCUUGAUGGGCUGAACGUCAAUCGGGAUUAUUUCUGUUUCCUGCUGGGACUACAGACACGUCAUAUGUUCCAGUUUUUGCCUCCUGGGCCUCCUGCUUCCCCCCCAGAAGGGCUUCCAGCCGGACUGCCAGCAGAUCUGGAACAAGAGCCGCCGCUCCGCCCUCCGUUACCCCUGGAGCUUCAGGAGAGCCACCUGGGCCAUGUGUGGCCAGAGUCACCGUAUGAGGGAAUCUACGAGCAUCCUGCUGAUCCCGCCGACAGAAGUGGAAACAGCCAGCCUGACCUCCUUAACAUGAAAGCACAGAGAGAUGCAACCGAAUCUCAGUCUGGUUCAAAGUGGAUCCCACCAGAAACAGCCAGCCAGCCAACAAAGAUAAAAAUGAAGAUGAGUGAGGCAGAACAGAUUGAGAGGAUGAAGAGGAACCAGGAGAGAUUGGCUAAUAAGAGGAAACCUCCAGUGGUGCCUGAAGGACCCCAGAAUCAGAGUUCAGACACAAGACAGGAGGCCCCGUUUCCCUUGAGGGUGACCCGCGUUGUCACAGCUGUGCUGCCCUCCUCGCUCGUGGCCAGAAGAGUUUCUGUGGAGGAUCCUCCAGCUGAGCUCGACGCUCCGCUGCCCGAACAAAUCCUGCCGGAAACGCAGCGAAAACCGACGGAACCGAGCAAAAAACUCCUGAGCAAACCUGCCAGGCGGCUGCUUACAGAGAGUCCCGACUCAAACCAGGCCGUCGGCGAGCCGCACCAGGAUCAAACUGCAAAAAAGGCAAGCAGAAAACACCCGCCGGCUUCCAGGGGCUCCAGAAUGGAGCCACUUUUAGAAGUGAGCAGAGGCGAAGGAUCAGAGAGCCCGAGAAGUGAAGCUCAACACCUGACGGGGUCAGGGAGAGGUCAAGACAGCGCAGACGUCAAGGCAGCUGAAGAGUCGCCGGCUGCUGACUUUGACCUGAAUCCUGGUCUGAGCUCUGAGCAGCGAGAAGCCAAACUCCGACGAGUCGAACGGAUCCGAGAAAGAGUGAUGAGAAGCGCAGCCAGAGAAAGUUCAACGACAGACAGUCAGCGUCCCACCAGGACAGAGAGGAAGGAAGUUCACCAGGCUCCCUCUGACUCGGCUGAAGGAAAAUGGCCGACAACGGGAAGUCGUGGCUGUCUGGAUGACUUUGGCAGAUCAGGAGAUCUUCAAGGUGCAACGUCUCAGGGUUGCAAUGAAGUUAAAUCUAAAAGUCGGGUCCAGACUGAGAACAGAGCACAGCACAGUGGGAGAGCAGAAGUUCCCAACAAUAAAAGCAAUCGCUCACCGUCUCCAUAUCACAUCUCAUCCAUGACGGUCUACCAAAACGACGAAGGCAAAGGAUUCAGAAGCUGCAACGAUGAAGAGCAGGAAAACCCUGAAGGACUCACUGCAGAAGAUAAAGAAGAGAAACUGAAGUCUUCCCACCUGAGAACAAAAUGGUUCUUGUCGACGAACCAGUGGCAGGGGUUCAUACCGCUGCAGAUGGAGCCGCUGUCUAUCGAGGAGAACGAGGAAACCGACACCCAGCCGUGCUCUCAGCCAGAUCUCAACGAGAUGUCGGCAACGGUGACGGAAAGCCUGGAGAAGAUGAAGGAGAACCACUCGCUCUUCUAUAAGAUCGCCUGCGACAUCAGCAUCUCAGACUCAGACAUAAAGAGCGACGAUCAAACGUCCUGCAGACCAGAGGAGGAAGAAGUGUUGGUCAUCGAAGAAACGGCGAGGACCGGUGACGUUGGGAUGCCGUCUCAUUUAGAGAGUUUGGAUGGAAGAGGUGCAACAGCUAAAAAGAAAUCUCUGGAGUCAACGAGAAAAAUGCAGGACAAGACUUCGGUGGAUCCAACAUGUGAUCCAAGUGAAAUAAAACUAGCAGAGCAAUUAGGGCGGGAAGAUGAAGUAAAAGUUUCAGAAACGGGAGCUUGUGUCCAGGAGACGGAUUCUACUCAGGCACUGGAUGGCCACACAAAGACAGAAGAGAAACACUGUGUGAAGAAAGAGUCAGAAGAUCUGAACACAAACCAAGAGAGACGUGAGGAAAUAAAGAAAAGUUUCAGAGGAAGCAAAGAGAAGAAGAUGGAUGAGGAAGACGGAGGAAACAGACGCUCCAUCAUCCGGAGCGCGUCCUUCGGAAAGCCGAGGGUUACGGUCCUGAGGACGAGUUUGUAGAUCGUCCCAUUCCAACCAACAACUUCAUGGCAUUUUAUUUGGAUUUUAUAUGAUAGACCAACUCAAAAGAGGGUAUAAGUAUAAUUUUAGAAACAUAAUCUGAAAAUUUGACCCCAGAAACCUUUUGUACCUCUGGAAAACCUGCAAAGAUCCAGAGCUGAGAGGUGAAUCUGUUUACAGGACGACUUUUCAAACAAUUAAUGGAAGAGUGGUGAAAAGAAAGUCCAAUUAAACAGAUUGGUUUAACUCAAAACAUAUUAACAUGUUAGAACGACCUAGUCAAAGUCCAAAAGAGUUUUGGUAAGAUUCGAAACUUGAUGUUUAUGGGGGGGAUUUUCUACAUCAUACAAUACUUUGUUUUGGUCUUCAUCUAAAAUCCCUUUAAGGCUGAAGUUUGAAGUUGCAGAACAACUUAAAAAGUUCAGCGGGUGUGAAUACUUUCCCCUAGAGAUUUUGACCGACUGGAUUGGACUGGACCCAGUUGUGAGAAAAAUAUAACAGCAGAAUAAUGUAUAACCAUCAAUAAACUUGAAUGUUUUCAUUUUACAGAAUAUAAAGGAGGAUGUUGGUUGAAAUCUGUCACCAGAAAUGUUAUUUAUUGAAGUGAAACUGUGUUUUUUUGCAACUAGACAGGUGCAAUCAAACAUCCUAUUUAAAUGCUAACACCUCCAUUCCUUGUAAUGUACGUGUUUAAUACUCACUGAAAUUAUAUUUGAUGGCUGUUUUUUGUUGGCAACAUAAUCCUGUUUUUAUCACUGUGAAAAAUUGCUCCUUUUGUAUCUCAGAUGUCCUGAAUAAUAAUAAUAAUAAUAAUAAUAAUAAUAAUAAUAAUAAUAAUAAUAAUAAUAAUAAUAAUAAUAAUAAUAAUAAAAGAAGAAGAAGAAUAAGAAGCGUUGUGCACACUGUCAGAGCUUUACAUUUCUACCUCCACCCCCUCGCCUCAUCGUCUGCCAGGUCCCACAUGUGCUACAGGGUGCAGCUCUCCGCGGAGACCCGACGCAGAAUUACAUGGAGCUCCUGCGAACAAAAAAAGCCUUUGUCACUUUAAAUCCUCAGCGUGUCUCAGCCGAUGACAUCAUUGUCUGAGAACACAUUACAUCACCCUUCCCAGGCUCCCUCGCUCCCCCUCUCUCUCACUCCGCACCACCUCAUGUUUACUGAGCAACACACACGCACACACACACAUACACACACAUACACACGCACACAGACCUACUGAUCUGUUUGCAGAUGUGAUAUCUGUAUCAGCAUGCAUAUUUAUGACGAUAGCUUUAAUGUAUGUGCUGAUGGUGAAGUAAGGCUUCUGUGGCUGCAUGAAAUAUAUUCAGUUACAAUUUAAUGUUGCAUUCUACAUUAUAUAUUGAAACAAUAAUGCUCGGAACAGAGUAAAUGAGAGUUAAUUUCAUGCUGCAGAAAAGGAGAAAGAUUUUUUAGGAUGUGAACUCUUUGGGUUUUUUCACGUGGCUCUUUGCCCAGGGCACUAUUCUGCUUAGGGGCUCUUGACAAAACUGAACUGCAGCUUCCAAUUCAACUCAUUGCUCCUAUGUUUCACAUUUACUGCCACAUUGUCUGUAAAUAUUUAAAGGUAUAUUUAACAUGUGAAAAUGCCAAAUGAGGUUUUUAUUUAAAGUUUUGAAUUCAAAACAAAAGGUGAAUGUUUUUGUCCUGUUCGAAUGAACUCAGAUAUACGAGUAUCAAGAUGUAUCAAAUCUGUAUCUGUCACAGAACAUCACCACAAUGACGCCUCUUAGAUUAGCUUAAUAUUGAAAAUUACUUUUUUUAACACAAGUUUGGAUAUCGAGCAGAUUAAAAAAAUUCUUUUUUUUUAA